Eimeria acervulina is the source of this 1302-nucleotide messenger RNA. RefSeq lists its product as hypothetical. The coding region runs from base 1 to 1302 and encodes 433 amino acids. NCBI's taxonomy places the organism in Eukaryota, Apicomplexa, Conoidasida, Eucoccidiorida, Eimeriidae. The record is from RefSeq and is a predicted model, not a curated record. The transcript is spliced from 2 exons.
AUGAGCGUCCUGUUCUCGCAACCAGCAGCAGCAGCAGCAGCAGCAGCAGCAGCGGCAGCAGCGGCAGCAGCGGGUUUCCAGCACAACAGGGGCAGCAGCAGCCGCAGCAGCAACAACAGAAAGAGAAGGAAGCGGAGCAGCAACAACAACACCACGGGAUGCAGAAGCAGCAGCAACAGCAACAGCAACAGCAACAGCAGCAACGAGAGCAGCAGCACGACCACGACCACCAAUAGCACCACCAGCAGCACCACCAGCAGCAGCGCCAGCAGCAGCAGCAGCAGCAGCAGCAGGAUGAGCAUUGCGCGUGUGUCUGGUGUGUUGACAACACAUUAUCUGUUUGAACCGUAUACAAGUCUGCAGCACUAUAAAAGAGCAUUAAAGUUUUUGCUGCAGAUAAAGAAGGAAGGAGGCGCUGUAUUAAUAAUAGGACAGAAAAACCAGACGGAUUUGCUGCUGCAUCAGCACUUCCCUGCUGCUGUUUUUGCUCCUGCUGCUCCUGGUGCUGGUGCUGCUGCUGCUGCUGCUGCUGCUGCUGCUGCUGCUGCUGCGGGGCCCCACACUCUGCAGCUGCUAGCAGCAGCAGCAACACAUUACAGUGCAAUACUAUGCCAAGAUUGUGUUGCCUUUGCUCCUUAUCUGACGAAUAUUCACCUUCCUAUUUUAGGUGUAUGUACACCUCGUCAGGUGUAUCAGUCCCCUGAGAUAUUAAAAGUAAUUGAUUAUUUAAUCCCUACAAACUUAAACAGGACAGAUGCAGCAAUAAGAAAAUUGCUGCAAACUAAGAUAUUAGGCCCCCCUCAAACCCCCAACAGCAGCAACACCAGCACCAGCAGCAGCAGCAGGGAAAGGGGCGGCAGCAGCAGCAGCAGCAGCAGCAGCAGCAGCAGCAGCAGCGAUGCAGGAAAGAACGAGGAAGAGGGAAUAGCGGAAGCAGAGCUGCAACACCAGCAGCAACUGCAGCAGCAGCAACUGCACCAGCAGCAGCAGCAGCAGCGUCAGUGGAUGUACACACACCCGCAUGGCCAGCAGCAGCACACCUACCCAUAUGAGUGGCAGCAACACCAGCAGCAGCAGCAGCAGCAGCAGCGCUUUGCAUACUAUCCGCAGCAACAACAGCAGCAGCUGCACGUGGCUGGCAUAGAGCAGCAACAGCAACUGUGGCAGCAGCAGCAGCAGUACCUCCACCAAUUCUAUCAGCAGCAGCACAAACAUUACCUGCAGCAGCAGCAGCAGGAACAGCAGCAGCAGCAGCGGCAGCAGCAGGUGCUGCAGCGACGGCGUUUCAGCCGCAACUUUUAA